CGGUCAAUCAUUUGUGGUUUAAGAGCUCAAGGUGUCAGACAUAUCAUAAAAGACAUGAAGUUCUUCAUUUUGGCAACCUGCCUACUGGCCUACGCAGCUGGAGAUGUUUCGCAUUUGCCGCUAGAACUCCUGGAUCAGCAUCAUGAGCAUGGCUAUGGCUAUGAUUACCCCAAGCCGGAGGUACCAUUUGUGAUUACUGUGACGACGGAGCCACCACCGCCACCACCACCAACGCCAGUGCCUACUUACCUCCCUCCUCCACCACCCACUACCACUACUACAACUACCACCACAACCACUCCUGCUCCUACUCCUGCUCCUACCUACCUUCCUCCCCCACCACCCACUACCACCACUCCUGCUCCCACUCCCGCUCCUACUUACCUUCCUCCUCCACCACCUCCUACUACUACCACCACUACCACUACAACAACAACGACACCUGCACCCACGCCGGCACCCACCUACCUACCUCCUCCACCACCACAACCGGAACCGGGCUACCACUACGAUGCGCCAGCCCAAGAGUUCAUCUUCUAAGUCAAAGCAAAAAAGCACUGAACCACCGAACCACCGGACUGAACAUGGAAGAUUUCCCCGGAUUAGUUUUGUUUUGAAUCGUUCCACUAGGCUUACGUUUACAUAAGGCUUAAACUAUAUCAAUAAACGCUGUUUUGUUAACCCCA
Drosophila eugracilis is the source of this 686-nucleotide messenger RNA. RefSeq names its product extensin. Bases 55 to 540 code for a protein of 161 amino acids. Lineage: Eukaryota; Metazoa; Arthropoda; Insecta; Diptera; Drosophilidae. The record is from RefSeq and is a predicted model, not a curated record. The transcript has 2 exons.